UUAUCACACUCAUUUUAUCCCUAGCCACUAUUACUUUAGUCAUGCUUAAGUCAACGUUCACGCCCUUUUUCUCAACCAUUCCCGCCAAACCAAGAUUCCCAAAACCAUUACCUUCCACUAUUCUCAGAGCCUUCACACAAAGCGCACCACCUGUUCGACAAAAUGCCUCACUCACCAUUUUCCCACCGCCUACUUCCGCCUACGUCCACCUCCCCUUCUGCCGGAAACGCUGCCACUACUGUGACUUCACCAUCAUCGCUCUCGGCUCUUCUUCAAACCAACCCGAAGGCGACCCACGAAUGGUGAACUAUGUCCAGUUACUCUGCCGAGAAAUCAAUGCCACACAAGUUAAGACCAACCCACCUCUGGAAACGGUCUUUUUCGGAGGCGGCACGCCUUCUCUUGUGCCACCAAAGCUUGUUUCUUCCAUUCUGGAGACGCUGAGGUUGAAAUUCGGGCUGAGCUUGGAUGCUGAGAUAUCUAUGGAAAUGGACCCUGGGACUUUUGAUGGUGAGAAGAUGAAGGGAAUGAUGGAGUUGGGUGUGAAUAGGGUGUCAUUGGGAGUUCAGGCAUUUCAAGAAGAGUUGUUGAAAUCUUGUGGGAGAGCACAUGGUCUUAAGGAGGUUUAUGAUGCUAUUGAAAUUGUUGGGUCAUGUGGGGUUGAGAAUUGGAGUAUGGAUCUUAUCUCUUCUCUGCCUCACCAGACUCCAGAAAUGUGGGAAGAGAGUUUGAGGCUAACAGUCGAAGCUUGCCCUCCCCAUGUGUCUGUUUAUGAUUUGCAAGUGGAACAAGGCACCAAAUUCGGAAGAUUGUACACACCAGGUGAGUUCCCAUUGCCUUCUGAAACACGGUCAGCUGAAUUCUAUAGAAUGGCAUCUCGGACGCUUUCUGAUGCGGGUUAUGAGCACUAUGAAAUUAGCAGCUAUGGCAAGAAGGGGUAUCAGUGCAAGCACAAUCUUACUUACUGGAAGAACCAGCCUUUCUAUGGUUUUGGCCUCGGCUCUGCUAGCCAUGUUGGUGGUGUGAGGUUUUCGAGACCAAAAAUGAUGAACGAGUACAAUGGUUAUGUGGAGAACUUGGAAAAUGGGUUGGUGGACUGUGGUGGGAGUAAAUAUAUUGAUGUCAAGGACAUGGCCAUGGAUGUUGUUAUGCUCUCUCUUAGAACUUCAAGAGGUCUGGAUUUGAAGUCUUUUGGAGAAGCGUACGGUAGCUCCCUUGUUGUCUCUCUUUGCGAGGUUUAUAAACCUUAUGUUGAAAGUGGGCAUGUGGUUUUCUUAGAUGAGCAGAGAAGGGCCAUGACUGUAGAUGAGUUGAACUCCUUCAAACUAAACGAAGAAGAGAUCGAAAAAAGUCUUGCAUAUAUCCGUCUAAGUGAUCCGGAUGGUUUCCUUUUAUCGAAUGAAUUGAUAUCACUUGCAUUUGCAGUUGUAUCUCCGUAAGCCAAGACGAGUGUAUGGCAUAGCAUCAAAAGAGGAUUCAACUCCUGCAUUUUUUGACCGGAGUAUAAGAAAACACUGUAACAGAUAAACAAGCGUAAAGAUUCGGGUCUGAUAAGCGACCAUGCAUCCACAUGCCAAUUAAACACAAGUGAAGCUAGCAGAAGCAAAUUGCCCGUGCUGAGGCACUGCAGAGCAGAACAUGAUGAGAUGAGAUCAACUGGACCAUGAGUCGUAUGGUCUAGCUCAUGAUGAGAUAUGUUAUAUGACUCGUAUUAGCAUUUCAACCCAGCUACCUGCUUUUUCAGUUAAAUUCAAACUAGUUGAUGGUUCUCCUUG
Messenger RNA from Rosa rugosa (rugosa rose), 1775 nucleotides. RefSeq lists its product as uncharacterized. The record is from RefSeq and is a predicted model, not a curated record. Gene Ontology annotation, biological process: porphyrin-containing compound biosynthetic process. NCBI's taxonomy places the organism in Eukaryota, Viridiplantae, Streptophyta, Magnoliopsida, Rosales, Rosaceae. Gene Ontology annotation, cellular component: cytoplasm. The transcript is spliced from 2 exons. The coding region runs from base 42 to 1439 and encodes 465 amino acids. Gene Ontology annotation, molecular function: coproporphyrinogen oxidase activity; 4 iron, 4 sulfur cluster binding.